Messenger RNA from Didymodactylos carnosus, 1083 nucleotides. NCBI's taxonomy places the organism in Eukaryota, Metazoa, Rotifera, Eurotatoria, Philodinida, Philodinidae. The record is from the annotation of a GenBank genome assembly.
AUGGACAACAUAAGAUCAACGGUGACCGAUACACAAUUGUUUCAAGUGGCUAAACGACAAACAAAACCAUAUCGACGAUUUUUUAGUAAAUUUAUGAAUGAUUGGUCAUUGGAUUUUUCAGCCAUGUUAGCUUAUAAUCUAUUAAUUGCUUUAUUACCCAUUGCUGUAACAUUAUUUGGAAUAUUGGCCAUUGUUGCUGGUAAUAAUGUUGGUUUUCAAGAUACAAUUAAAAAAAAAAUUAUAGAUGCAUUUCCGGAUAAUACGACAAAAGAAGCAUUAGGACAAAUUAUAGAUUUGGCAUUUAAACAAUUGGUGCGAGAUGCUGGUUUUAUCUUAGUAGUGGGUAUUAUUUUUGCUAUAUUUGGUAGUUCAAGACUAUUUUUAGCCAUUGAUCGUUGUAUGACAAUUACAUAUCGUUUACAAGAACGUACAUUUUUAAAACAAAAUUUACUUGCUUUGGGAAUGUUAUUUUUAUUUAUUAUUUUAAUACCAAUUAUGAUAGCUGCGUCAUCAGCACCAUCAUUUUUACUUGGACUUAUUACAAAUGGUGGAGGUCGUUUUGGAACAUAUUUAGCCGGAUUAAUUGCAAGUGUAGUGGUCGGAUUUAUUCUCUUUGAAAUAAUCUAUUUUAUUGUUCCAAAUAAAAAAAUGACAUUAAAACAAACAUGGUGUGGUUCUUUGGUGGCUGCUAUUGCUUUGGAAAUAUUUUUAAUUUUAUUUCCUCUUUAUGUCAGUAAAUUAAUGACAAAUUAUGCUGGUUCAAUUGGUUUUGCUGUUAUUCUUCUAUUAUUUUUUUAUUAUUUUGCUGUUAUUUUAAUUUUGGGAGCUCAAAUUAAUGCUUUCUUUUUCGAACAUAUACCCGGUUUACCAGAUAGUUUGGGUACAUAUGUGAGUAAAACAUUUGGUGAAUAUAUGAAUGAUGAUGGAGAUGGAGAUGGAGAUGGAGAUGAAACAACACGAAAAGAAGCCUACAAUAGGCGAACAAAUGAUAGUAGUGAUCUAGAAAAUGAAACAGUGAUUCAUAUCGCUGAUCCAACACGUUGGUGGAACAAAUGUUUCCCAUCAAGAGUGGGAACAAAUUAA